Molecule: messenger RNA, 2789 nt
Organism: Sinocyclocheilus rhinocerous
Lineage: Eukaryota; Metazoa; Chordata; Actinopteri; Cypriniformes; Cyprinidae
Gene: troap
Product: trophinin associated protein
Exons: 18
Coding region: 141-2486 (781 amino acids)
Source: RefSeq, a predicted model, not a curated record
AGCACGCUAGUGUUGUUUUCUAGCCUGGGCCAGGAGAGAGUGGCUUGGUGUGGAAAGUCCUGUAGCUUGAAAACAACAUAAAAAGCUGCAGUUGUCGGCUACUGCUUAAGCCCAGGUCUUGGCACUGAACCCCUCUCGAGAUGGCGUCCUCAAACACUCUGAGACCCCAGAACAGAAGUCAGCAGGAUCAUUCAGGGAUCUUGAAGCUUCAAGAGUUGAAGACAAAAAGUGCUUCCUCUAAAAGAAGAUCUGAGAAUUUGGACCCCAAUACCUCUGCUGAAACUGGAAAAGGAGUCGGUAAACUCAAAGGUGUCAGCAGGCUUCCAGUCCUUGCCAAAUCUCUGCAACCAGCUCUAAGUGAGCUCUCCCAAAAUCCCAGUCACAACAGAUGGGAACAGAGUGCUCUUACAAGUAAAGCUCAGAAAAAAAGGAUCUACACCAAACCUGUUCCUUUCAAUUUGUCCCAGUCACGCACACACAAUCAGAGAAACACAGCCAUUCCUCUAGGACAAGUGUCCCUGACGCCUUCUACCCGACUAACACCAGGGGCAAAAGUGAGGAACUUGAAUCAAAGUGCCAAAACUGAAACUUCAAGUAAUAAAGCUAUGACAUCAGGUGUCCUCAGGGCUCAGGCUAACAAAUCACAUCAACUGCAUCCUGGUAGUCAUGCAGAAUAUGUGGCAUCAAAUAAAGACUCCAGUGAUGUUCACCCAUCUUCACAUGAAUCCGGAUGCUGCAGUCACACUGAUUUAAGUUCACGUUUAGGUAGCAUCACUCUUGUACAAUCUAAGAUUCCGGAAGACUCAGGUUUGAGUAAUUUAUGUAAAACUUCACUCAUUAAAGUAGAUGUUAAUUCUGAUAAUCAAGCACCAAAGGACAAGCACUGUCUCCCAUCAACAACACAAAGCCAUGUUAACACUAAAGCUGUGCACAAUGUCCUCCCAUGUGAGGGAUCGAGUGCUUUUGGAGCACAAUGCAUGAUGCCACGUUUAUCUACCUGCCCCCCUGGACCAGGAACCUUCAAUAAUCUGCCUCAAAGAGUUGUGAAGAAGAGUCAUAGCCUAGAUGUCAUCGCAGACAAAUCUGGGCCGUUUUCCCCUGACCCAUCAGCACUACGUAGUAUUCUACAGAGUGAUGGAAUGAGACUCGGGGAGCACAUUGGAGCAACACCCAGAGCAUCAACUUGUCCUACUGGCAGAGGAACCUCUAUUUAUUCUGCUCAAAGAGUACCUGCCAAAAAGACUCAAAAAGAAGCUCCAGCAGAGGCCAAAAGCCCUACAGGAAGUGCCUUCUCUCCUGAUCCAUCAGCGCUUCGUGGUAUUCUACAGUUCAGUGGAACAACACCUCAUGCACCAACCGGCCUUACAGGCAGAGCAACUUCUGUUUACUCAGCUCAAAGAGUGCCAGUUAGAAAACCUCAAACAGAUGAUUCAGCAGCUGUCAAAGUUCCUGCAGGAAGUGGUGUGUCCUUCUCCCCUGACCCUGCAGCCCUGCGCAGUAUUCUACUGAAUGAAGGUGUGAGGGCUGGUGGAGCAACACCCAGAGUUUCCACCUGUCCCACUGGCAGAGGAACUUCCAUUUAUUCUGCCCAGAGAGUCCCAGUGAAGAAGAAUAAGCCUGAAGUCGUUGCAGCAGCAACAUCAUCUCCGUGUGCAAAUAGAACACCAGUGAUGAAAUGGACACCGCAGCGGGUCGCAAACACCAAACCACAGUCAGUGAGGAAGCUUUGUACUGCCCAAAAGAUGUCCAGUUUAAGGGGCUCCCCAGGUUUGCAUGAAGCCCACAACCCCAGCACUGGACUCUUGGUGUGCCAGGAGGGGGAAGAUGUCGUUCAAAGGUUAUUUGAGGACCAAGAGCAGAUGAACGAUGACCAGAUAGACCAAGAUGACAUUACUUCACAACAGUUACUGAACAGCCAUCAAACUACUGAAACGCAGUCAACAAUUAAAGAAAAUUCCGAUUCGAAUCAUUGUCACACUAAGGACGAAGGCAAGAAAACAGCUCAGCCUUUCAUACAAGCAGCACACAGAGGGUCAGUCAUCGUUUUCUCAUCAAGCCAAAGACUUGGAUCAGACCGGUCUCAGGAUACUCUGAAGACUCCUGGGACAGGUGAACCUCUGCAGCUCCUUGAAGGCCAGCUUGCAUCCCAUAAUGCACUACCACUACAAUCAGACCAAAGCAAUGGAUCACAGAUCAAUCCCAGCUUAGACCUGCCUAAACAAAGCCAAUCAAAAGCUCCUACUGUCACGCACUCUACUGCUGUGUCUGCUCUGCGGCGGAGUCAUACUCCUCUGGAGGAGAUGUUUCUGCAUGAGGAAUGUGCUACGUAUACUUCUCGCCUGCUGUCCUGCCCACUGCAGCCCCGCUGUGGCAACCCGGUGGCUGCCACACUUCUGUUUCAAGACUCUACAUGUUUUUUACCCAUUGGCCUGUCCUCUCCUGUACGUCUGAGUCCUGUCCCUUCAGGUUCCUCUAUCAGAGCAUAAAGGGAGAUGUCCCACAACACAUUACACAUGUCAGUCUGUGUAUGUAAGACUGUCUGAAACCGUAUUUCUAGUUGCAAUUUUGAUACAGUCCGAUGUAUCUGGCUACAGUUUCCACAAGCAGCAAAGUCUUUGAUAGACCCAAUAUUUGGUGGGAUUCAGUGUUGACAACGUAACUGAAUGCAAAAUCUCUAAAUAUUGAACACUUUCAUAAUUUUUACACUGAAUUUGUCACUGACUGGAAACACUGUGCGCUUUCCACUUGUCUCUUGUAUGAAGUGUAUAAUAAAUGUACAUAUAAACAUU